CGAAAAACAAAUCAAGUGCCUUGUGUUUGAUAUUUUUAAAAAGUAAAUGCAGGCAAAGAGGGCCAAAUAUUUCAUAUGCUUUACUGCGUUAAGAAUCAUUUUAGAUUUAAGUCGUGCAGUCAUAGAUUUCAGGAUUCUAUUCUUGAAAGCCCAACCUGUGCUAAAAAUCACCUCUCGACAGAGACCAAAUGACUCUAAAGAUCAAACAAGUUUGACUUUGUACUUUCUGGAGUUUGCAAACAACAAAGGCGAUCAUGACGAUGGUAUAUCUGUUCAUCCUACAAUUAUGCGCAAUACCGGUAUCUGUAUUCUGUGGAAGGUUGGAGCAGCUAGAAGAAAGAGUACAGGCCGUUCAAACACUGGCAUUUCAGGACAUACACAGGCUGAAGGAAAGCGUAGACAGAAAUGCUUUAAAGAUCGACACUUUAACUGACUUGAUUAACAGAACCCUGUCAUACAUUACAAACACUGUCGAGUCAACAACAGAAUUCAGACAUGGGCACGAUAAAAAGCCAAUCGAGAGAAAUGAAAACAACGAAUACAAAACGUUACCCGCAAAUCCAGAUGUAAAAAGACUAAAACGAGCUUUUCAGGAGCAUAAAAUGUACUCCGUGUCAUUACAAGAAAACAUGAUGACACAAUUAGAAAAAACGGUUCAUGAGAAAGACGCACUUAUCAAAAAUAUGUCAGGUUCGCUUAUUGAUUUAAAAUCUGAAAUAAAAAGUGACUUAGAUGAAAUGCGAUCAGAUAUCGCACUGAUGCUUUCCGAUGUUCAUUUGAAUACAAUUCAGACGCUGACAGGCUUAUUACGUGUUGAGUCGAAAAGCAUACUUAUGCAGACAGACGAAAUAUUGAACGAAGCAAACAGAAGUCGAUAUAUGCUAUCAGAUAGCAUAUCUGCUGUUAAUGUAAACACACUUCAAAUGCUUAAAAGAUGCUCAAAUAUAUCUGACCAAUUGGUCGCAAAUCGGUUUGAAAUAGAGGCACAUCAGUCAGAGCACAUGUCAACCUUGAAAGAUCAUAUAAGUGAACUUUGUGGUGCCAAUCCAGAGAUACGUUUGGGCGAUUCACGUGUCGUAAAGAACGGACGUGCCGGACGUGUUGAAGUACGAUAUAAUGACCAGUGGGGUACAGUUUGUAAUGAUGGUUUCGGUGCCAUUGACGCAAAAGUAGCAUGUAAGAUGGCAGGAUUUACAGGAGGAGUCGUUACCAACGGAUUUAGUGGGGGUUAUGGUAAAAUAUGGCUUGAUGACUUGGAAUGUACAGGUUCUGAAACAAACCUGUUUGAUUGUCCAAGAGCUAAUAACAUAGAUAUAGGUGAACAUAACUGCGGCCAUGGCGAAGACGUUGGAGUAACAUGCUUUUGACAGGCUUCUAAUUGCGGUAUGAGUUUCAGUUCGAACAGGAUUGAAUGCCAGAAGAUAUCUGAAUGUGUAUAUAUGUAUCAGCUUUGCGAGAGGUCCUAUAGUUAUCACCUUCCACGAUUAUUAUAUUACGUGUGUACCCUUCUUUUAUUCUUAGACUUCUAGUAUGACAGCUUUCUUAUAGUGUUAUACCAUUCAUAUUUUGACUGAAAUAGGGGCUUAAUGUUAAAGGCAAAGAUCUGAUCCUUGUUAAAACAGCCAGACAUAUUGUAAUAUCAUUCUUGAUUAUCAUGACUGAUCAGUUGACAAUUUCUACCAUUAACUAAACGUUGUACUAAAUACAACUAAAUCAUUACACACGACACAUUAAGUCGUUUCCUUUGUAUCCGUUAUUAUCGAAACGUUAUGAUACAACAACAACAACAACAUUUAUUUAGCAAUGCUUCAAGCCUAAACAGAGUUGACAUGUAGUGAGACAAAACCAAAUAUCAAAGAAUAUGUUUAGACGUCUGAAAUAUAUACAUUUUAAUAAUUGUAUUACACUGCCAUCUAAACGUAAAUAUUUUAUGUUUUAAUUGUUCAUAUAUUAUGGAAUAUAUUGUCUCUCAUAGUUUUUAUGAAUAUUAUGUUUAUAUGGAUGUAAAUAUACUGUUUCACGAAAAAUGAGAUUUGAAUAAAAUAUUGUAUACGA
Molecule: messenger RNA, 2055 nt
Organism: Mercenaria mercenaria
Lineage: Eukaryota; Metazoa; Mollusca; Bivalvia; Venerida; Veneridae
Exons: 4
Coding region: 255-1367 (370 amino acids)
Cellular component (GO): membrane
Source: RefSeq, a predicted model, not a curated record